Acanthosepion pharaonis is the source of this 516-nucleotide messenger RNA. The record is from the annotation of a GenBank genome assembly. Lineage: Eukaryota; Metazoa; Mollusca; Cephalopoda; Sepiida; Sepiidae.
AUGUCUGCAAUGACGUUUACUCUCAGCUUUCUUGAGAACCCAAAGAAACAUUCUAAUUCCAUUGCAUUAGGUUCUUACCGCGAUCAACAUUUUAAGGGUGGUAGGAGUGAACAAGAACGGUAUUUACUGCACAGUACUACCCUCUAUAUUGGCAAUCUAUCCUUUUAUACCACAGAAGAACAAAUCCAUGAACUUUUUACCAGAUGUGGAGAUAUCAAGCGCAUUGUCAUGGGUUUGGAUAAAAAUACCAAGACACCUUGUGGUUUCUGUUUUGUAGAAUAUUAUGAACGUGAUGAUGCAGAAAAUGCAAUGCGUUACAUUAAUGGCACAAGGCUUGAUGAUCGUAUAAUCCGUACAGAUUGGGAUGUAGGAUUCCGAGAAGGGCGGCAAUAUGGCAGAGGAAAGACAGGAGGGCAGGUACGAGAUGAAUAUAGAACAGAUUUUGAUGAAGGCAGAGGAGGAUAUGGAAAGAUAGUUGCUGCUAGGAUGAAAGUUAACCGUGACAUAAUGAACUGA